Diabrotica balteata is the source of this 1540-nucleotide messenger RNA. The record is from the annotation of a GenBank genome assembly. Lineage: Eukaryota; Metazoa; Arthropoda; Insecta; Coleoptera; Chrysomelidae.
UAAAAACCAACCAUAGUAGAAGACUUCCUAAACAUGUCGAAAGUUAAUCAUAAUAGGAAAAGAAAACAUCAGUCGAAAGAAGGAGAGGAAUUUGAAACCAAUCGGCCUAAAGCAAAAUUCCGAUCUCGCGAUGACCAAGCAGAGGAAGAGCAAUUGUCCCAUAUUUUGUUCGGGGGAGCCACGAGUUUUUUACAAUGUCUAGAGGAGGCUGAGCAGGAAGCAGGGCCCUCUCGAGCUAACGCAGAUUCCGGCGUAGGCGAAACUGAUACCGAUGACGAAGAAAAAGUACGAAAACCUGCAUGGACUGAUGAAGAUGACGACGGUAUAGACGUUGGACAGGCACUAGACAGUCAAAGGCGCAAGUUACCUUCAGGAGGCAUUAACGAUAGAAGUAACAAAUAUUCCAAUUUGCUUAAACAUAAAUUCCAAUCUGCUGUUGGUACUCCAAAGUGGGCGUCUUUAAAUAAGCGCAAAAGAACAGAAUCAGACUCUGAUGAAGAAAUAUUAAGGAGUUGUGGUUUUAUUAAAAGUAGUAAAGGCCAGUUACCUUCUAGUAUAUUAGAAUUUAAGAAAGUUAAGGAUUUAAACUGUGAGACUUACUCAGAAGGGCCUUACAUUAACUCUAUAGAAUUCCACCCGACUUCCAGUGUAGCUUUAAUAGCAGGAAAUGGAGGAGUUGCUACUUUAUAUGCAGUAGAUGGCAAAAGAAAUAAUAAGCUACAUAGUAUAAAAUUCCAAAAUUAUCCUAUAGUUUGUGCAAAAUUUUUACAGAAUGGAAACGAAGCUCUAUUAGGGUCUAGGCAGUCACAUAUGUUCAGUUAUGAUUUAUUGGCAACAAAACCUACAAGAUACACAUUACCACAAGGAUUAACACAGUGUAAGAACUUUGUAAUUUCACCAGAUUCCCAGUUUAUUGCUAUAGCUGGUAAAUGGGGAGAGGUACAUCUAUUAUCAGCCACUUCUAAAGAAAAAGUGGCCUUAUUGAAGCAAGAAACCGAAGUCACUGCUUUAACUUACAAUCCAUCAGGAAAUCUUUUAUUUGGGCAUAGCAAUACAGACGAAAUAACAGUAUGGGACAUGAAAAUGAAUAGAGUCAAGCACAAAUUCUCAGAUGAGGGAUGUUUACAAGGCACCACACUGUCCGUUGCACCUUCCAACCAGUUCCUAGCAGCAGGAUCGGCACAAGGAGUAGUAAAUAUGUACAAUAUGAAUGAUGUAUUUAAAUCAAACACACCAAAACCAAGAAAAACCAUUUUGAAUCUUACCACAGCUAUCAAAGACCUAAAGUUCAAUCCAUCGUCUGAGAUACUAGGAUUUUGUUCAGCCGAUAUACAGAAUUCCGUCAAGUUAUUCCAUGUGGGAUCUGAAAAUGUGUUCAGUAAUUUCCCAAAUUUUAGUACCAAAAUGGGUCAUACUAAUGUUUUGAAUUUUUCUCCUGGAGGUGGUUAUUGUGCUUUUGGGAAUAGGAAAUCUAUAGUUUCUUUGUACAGGUUAAAACAUUAUAAAAAUUAUUAGUUUUUUAUAUACCUAUAUUUUAUUG